UUGUAUCAGAGAGGACGUUGUUCGCGCCAGAGUUGCUCCUUCGCUCACGGAGAUGCUGAGCUCCGCCGUUUCUCCGGUUCUCACGGUGAAAGGAUUGUGCUGAUUGGUAAAUCUUAGAGCGGGUUUUGGUAUUUUUCCUGCUCAGCUAUAUCUUGGUUUGUCAUUAAGCAUCCAUGAAACAAAGCAGCAUUCAUGAAGUUUCCAUGAUAGGUUUUCUCAGAACAUGUGUUCUUACAAAUAUUGAGAUGUGAAGCAGAUUUGAUGUGCAACUGUCAACUGUCAUUUGUCAAAAGUUCUGCAGUUUGUAUAUUGCUGGAGCAUGUGGUGUUUCAUAAUUCUUUGCUUCUCCUUCAAUGACUAUGUGAAGGGAUUUCUUGAAUGGAGAAAGAAUGCAAUUUUGUUCGGACACUCUCAGAAUAGACCUAUUUGUAUUGCUUAUCAGACAAAUUAUUAUUAUGUCAUAUAUACGGCUUUGGAGAGAAAUCUGUCCUAGCAUUCUAUUUAGAAUGCAUAUAUUUCUUAAUGCUGAACAAUCAGAUGAUAUGGGACUAUGCCGACUAUCUUUUUUCCAGUCCUAUUAUUCGGCGGUUAUCUCAAUGAUGUAGGCUCCUAUACAGGUUUUCCUUUUCUAUUCACAUGUGAGGACACUGUUUUUUGUCUCCCCCUUGAAACUGGCAAGAAGGCAGUAUUAUUGUUCUUUAUAAUGUUUCUCAUAUUGUUCCAUGUGAUGGUAAAAGAAACUAUCGAGAUGGCGACUUGAGGGAUAAGCUUGACAAAAAGCUAUCUCCAGAGCCAAGUUAUUCUCCAGGAAGAGAUAUGAGAGACCGACGGAUAUUACGAGGACGUAGUGCAAUGAGGUCCUUUGAAAAAAGGAGUGACAGAAACCGAAAGAAGAAACAACACUUGGAUGGACAAAGUGAUUUUUCUGAAAGUUUGAAAAUUUCGAACAAGAUUGAAGAUCUGGUUAUAGAAGGGAGAAACAUAUCCUCUACUCCCAAAAAUAUUCUUGAGGAUCAGUUGAAAGAAGUUCACUUGGAUAUUAACACACUUAUUCAUCACAAGCACAAAUUAGAGAUCUUUGUGGAAGAGAAAAUUCAAGAAGCAGGUACUCUUACUUCGCAAAUUGAGGAGCUUCGUUCUCAAUUAGAAAAGGAGAAAGAGGAGUGUAAAAGGGUUACUUCAAGAAUCAAGAAGUUUGUCAAAGCACACAAUCGUUGCUCGCACAUAGGAGAUGAACUGAAGAGAUCUCAAUCUCGUUUGGAGAAGUUGGCAGAACAGCUUGGCUUAAAUAUUUCUGGAACCAGUGGCAAUGAAGAGAAUUCCAACAUCAACAUUGUAAGUGAUGGUGAGACUACUGGCUAUCAUAUGUCCUAUCCACAGAAUGAGAUGAGGAGUAAUUCUUCUCUGAGCAAGAAGAAGCUGUGUGCCAACCAGGACAUCACUGAAGAGCCCAUUCCUGAUGGUAAAGGGCAUGAGGCAGAAACUACCCGAUUGGGAAAGCGGUCUCGAUGGAGUGAACACCCUACUCAAUCAAAUAUAGACAAGGAAAAUGGGUCACUGAACAAUGGAAACAGCAGUCUUGUGCCCUUGGCUAGUACCGAGAAACUGAGGAGAGGAAAGAAAGUCGCAGUUAGCAUGUCUAUUGAAGAUAAGUUGAAGAGUGCACAUGCUGGUCUUUCAUUGCCUUUAACAAGCAUGGCUGCUAAUGCAGUUGAUGAUGAUGAAGUAUUGGAAAUUGACGAGGAGGAGAAGGUUGAGGUCUCAGGUUUGCCAUUUUUACUUCCCCUGCCUCCACCAAUCCUCCAAAAUAGUUACUCAGAGUAUGAGGAUAAAGAUCAGAAUGUAGAUAUUGACGAGGGACUGGAGGAAGCGAUGGUGCAUGUGGAUAUCCUUUGAUAUUUGAAUUGGUUGCUGUAGCUUUAUACUAUAUUGCUGGCUGGUAUCUUUCCUAUUAGGUUCACUUCAGAGUCGGUGGAACCAGAUAUUUUCGAGUUCCAAUGUCAAUGUGUAUAUAUAUAUAUAUAUCUCUCUCUCUGAAUUAUGUUAAAGCUGCGAUUUGCUUUUGCUUUUACUUU
This is a messenger RNA of Theobroma cacao (cacao), 2075 nucleotides long. The record is from RefSeq and is a predicted model, not a curated record. NCBI's taxonomy places the organism in Eukaryota, Viridiplantae, Streptophyta, Magnoliopsida, Malvales, Malvaceae.